Messenger RNA from Aspergillus ochraceoroseus IBT 24754, 384 nucleotides. RefSeq lists its product as uncharacterized. The record is from RefSeq and is a predicted model, not a curated record. The transcript is spliced from 2 exons. The coding region runs from base 1 to 384 and encodes 127 amino acids. NCBI's taxonomy places the organism in Eukaryota, Fungi, Ascomycota, Eurotiomycetes, Eurotiales, Aspergillaceae.
AUGCCCAUCAAAGCGAUGCUGGGCAGCUUCACUUCAGUCAAUCAGCCGCAGGUUCUCAGUGCGAGUGAGAUAGCGAAGAAGGGUAGAACCUUCCCCACUAGGACAUCACCACUUUGGCCGUUCGACUUCAGGUCCCCAGUGCGAGUGAGUCUCGUCAAGUUCUUUCUACUUGUCCGUCACUGCCAUUAUGUGCCACGCCCCACAGGGAAUGUUUCCCUCCUUCACGUUACUAGCCGAGAUCUCUCUCGACUAGCCGACCGUGUCUUGCAGAGGUGGCCUAGAAGCAUCUCCAGUAGCCCUGCGCGAUACUUCGACCAUCCUCCACUAACCAAGCUUGUGUCUCCAGUUUUGCAGACCUCCCGAGCACCCGUAGCUACGCCUUAA